Orussus abietinus is the source of this 1803-nucleotide messenger RNA. RefSeq lists its product as uncharacterized. The record is from RefSeq and is a predicted model, not a curated record. Bases 467 to 1780 code for a protein of 437 amino acids. NCBI's taxonomy places the organism in Eukaryota, Metazoa, Arthropoda, Insecta, Hymenoptera, Orussidae. Gene Ontology annotation, biological process: septate junction assembly. The transcript has 7 exons.
CGCAAACCACGAGCGAUCCUCGUCUCGCGUUUUCCGAUUUUCGCCUAAAAAAAUAAACAAAAAGAAAUAAAAUAAAAGUGAAGUAAAAAAGAUAGGCAAGUCUCCGCAGAAUAAUAAAAAAAAAGGAACAUGACGUCGGUGUCGAGGUACUCGGCGGAAUUUCAGGAAUUAGAGACUCCAACUAUGUGAAUAAGAUAAUUGUACCGAGGAAGUGCAAUUGCGAUUUUCGCAUAAAAAAAUAAAAAUAAAAUAAAAGUGAAGUAAAAAAGAUAGACAAGUCUCCGCAGAAUAAUAAAAAAAAAGGAACAUGACGUCGGUGUCGAGGUACUCGGCGGAAUUUCAGGAAUUAGAGCCUCCAACUAUGUGAAUAAGAUAAUUGUACCGAGGAAGUGCAAUUGCGAACCGAGUGGGAGAUAGAAAAGAGAGGAGAGGAGAGAAAUUCGUAGAUAGGGUAACUAGAGGAAUCAUGUGGAACCCUAAGGUGUGCGUAAGGAUCGUCGAGGUGUUAUUGUGUCUCUCGUGUGUGGUGGCCCUCAGGGUGACGGACGACGAGAGCUGGUGGGUCAUACGAUACAAUCGAAGUCGCAGCCAGGAGUGGUCCAUCCUCGACAACGUCACCUGGGGAGCCAUAGGUGCAGCGUUAGCCACGGCGACCUGCGCAGGAUACUUUAUCGUCACUUUCGGCCUCCUUUUGGCUGCUGCGACCGGAGAGUUGUCCGGUCGGAAGACCGAAUGCUUCUUCCUGGUCCUGGGAGUGAUCCUCUUCGCGAUUGUCGGCGGUCUCGCUUUGUCGGCCAUUGAUAAGGUUCCCUCGGAUCUUGUCGAUAACGCUGCCGUUUUGGGGGCUCUCUGUCUGGUGACUGCUCUGGUUUUCAUCGGCGACAUGCUGAUCAGCCCCCCGAAGAGGAAGAAGAUCCACGACGGGACUCAGACUUCCUUCGAGAAGGACGCAGAGAAAUCGUCCACCGUGAUGGUUUCCCUGGAGAAGGAGCCGAAAAACAAACCCGCAAACGCCCGGAUGAGUUCUGAGAGCGGAAACGUGAACGGAGGAUUCGAAAAACUGGAGGACAGGUCGCAGGUGAGAUUCAAGAGUCCACGUGAGCAAGACUCGACGGGCUCUCCGCGCCCAGAAAGGAUCUCGAGGAGGAUCUCGGAUCCUGAAGAGGAGAGGAACCGAAAUUUCGACCGCGUGGAGAGACAGCUGAGGGAAUACACCCAGAAUUCCGAAAACGGUCGAGUCCUGAGGGACUCGCAGAGGAUUCGGGAGGCCGAGGAGAUCCUGCAGCGCGCCAGGAGGAGCGAGGCGGGAUAUCACCUCGAGGACAUCUACAGGAGGCCCGUAGACGAGGUCGACACUCCACCUUUUCCGAGCCUCGAAAAGGACGAGGUGGUAUUUCCGAAAAUCGUUAACCCGGGAGUGAAAAUCAUGCGCGUAGAGAGGGACGACGACUACAGAUACUCCGACUCGAGUCAGUACGAUAACGUGCCGACGAGGAUGCGAGGACAGUCCCAGGGGAUCCUGAAGAAGAGGGACGUGUCCUUCAGCGUCCCUCCGCCCCCGAAAGGAUACGGCGACAGGACGAAAGACGAGAUCGAGAUGCUGGAGGAGUGCUUUGGCGCUAUCAGGACCACGACGGGCACGCAGAUCGGAAAUCGGGACGGAAGGACUCCUUCGACCCCGAUCGAUCCAGGAUACGUUCGCCAUACUGCCAGCAACUGGCCCCAGGACAUGAAACCAAAAACUCCCGGUUCCAGUCCUGACCACUCGAGAAUCCACUGAGAGGUCCUUCUUACCCUCCCAUA